This is a messenger RNA of Tachyglossus aculeatus (Australian echidna), 5486 nucleotides long. It is a transcript of the gene ALS2, whose product is annotated as alsin Rho guanine nucleotide exchange factor ALS2. NCBI's taxonomy places the organism in Eukaryota, Metazoa, Chordata, Mammalia, Monotremata, Tachyglossidae. The record is from RefSeq and is a predicted model, not a curated record. Gene Ontology annotation, molecular function: guanyl-nucleotide exchange factor activity. The coding region runs from base 96 to 4919 and encodes 1607 amino acids. The transcript has 34 exons.
GCGGAGCUGGGAUACAGUGCUCUGCUCACAAGCAGCUCUGUUGUUCCCCCCCACAAAAGGGAAAUGAUUUGGUGAUGGAGUGCUUCAACUGACCGAUGGACCCUCAGGAGAGCAGCCCAGCCGCGGCAGAAGGAGCCAGAGAGAGGGGCCUGGUCCGCGUUUGGUCGGCGAGUUCGGGCCGCGCGACCCCCGAGAGGCUCCGGGGCUGGGGAGGAAAGACCGUUCUCCAAGCAGCCCUCGGGGUCAAUCACGGCGUUCUCCUCACCGAAGACGGCGAAGUGUACAGCUUCGGACAGCUGCCCUGGAAGGUCGAGGCGGAGGGAGCGCGGCCGAGCGGCCCCGUCCUAGAAGAUGCCCUGGCCGGGCAGCGCGUGGUCACCGUGGCAACGGGCAGCUUCCACAGCGGGGCCGUCACGGAGGCCGGCGCCGUGUACAUGUGGGGGGAGAACGGGGCGGGCCAGUGCGCCGUGGCCGAGCUGGCCCGCGUGGCCGAGCCCAGCCUCGUGGCCCUGGAGGACCCCGAGCCCGGGCCGCCGCUGCCCGUGCGCGUCCUGCAGCUGGCCUGCGGCGAGGAGCACACCCUGGCCCUGUCCAUCAGCCGGGAGGUCUGGGCCUGGGGCACGGGCUGCCAGCUGGGCCUGCUGACCGCCUCCUUCCCCGUGACCCGGCCGCAGAAGGUGGAGCACCUGGCCGGCCGGGUGGUCCUGCAGGUGGCCUGCGGCCUCUCCCACAGCCUGGCCCUGGUCCAGUGCCCGCCCGCCCGGGACCGGAGGCCGCUCCCCGAGCGAUGCCGCCACUGCAGCCAGCUCCUCAUCACCAUGACGGACAAAGAGGACCACGUCAUUAUAUCGGACAGUCACUGCUGCCCUCUGGGAGUGGCCCUCCCCGACGUCCAGGAGGACGGCGGCCCCGCGCUGGGGCCGCCCGACGGGGGAGGUCCGGCCGAGGGCCGGGGAAGCAGCCCAGUUGGAGGAGAAACCGAACCCCGGCCGCCAGAAGUGACGCCGGACACCGACGAGGCGCUGCGGAAGGUGUCGGAUCCCUCAGGAAGAGAGGAUGCUGGGAAAGGAGCCAAUGGAGAGCCGGCUCAGUUUCAACCCCUUGCGGAAGAAGCGAGCCCCAGCCCCCCGACGCUGGGCCCGUCCGCCCUCAACAGCCUGGUGAUGUCCUGCGCCUCGGCCGUGGGGGUCCGCGUGGCCGCCACCUACGAAGCCGGCGCCCUGUCGCUCAGGAAGGCGAUGAACCUUCCCGGGGGCGAGGCGGGCUCGCCGGCGGGCCCCGACGGGCCCAGGGACUGCCGGGAGGAGCGGGUCAGGCUGGACUCGCUGCAGGGCAAGAAGAGCUCCAGCCUCGUGGACGUCAGGGAGGAGGAAACCGAGGGCGGCAGUCGCAGGCUGUCCCUGCCCGGCUUGCUCUCCCAAGUGUCCCCCAGGCUCUUGAGGAAGGCGGCGCGGGCCAAGCCGCGGACGGUGGUGCUGACCCCCACGUACAGCGGCGAAGCGGACGCGCUGCUCCCGUCGCUGAGGACGGAGGUGUGGAGCUGGGGGAAAGGGAAGGAAGGCCAGCUGGGUCACGGGGACAUCCUGCCCAGGCUUCAGCCCCUGUGUGUAAAAUGCCUAGACGGGAAAGAAGUCAUCCACCUGGCCGCCGGAGACCACCAUUCCCUGGCCCUCACAGCCAAAUCCCAGGUUUUCUCCUGGGGAAGCAAUACCUUUGGGCAGCUGGGACACUCGGAAUCUCCAACCACAGUUCCUCGUCUUGCACAGGUGUGCGGUGAAAACCGCGUCUGGAGUAUCGCCGCCGGCCAGGAUUUCUCCCUCUUCCUAGUGGACACGGAAGACUUCCAGCCUGGAUUGUAUUACAGCGGCCGGCAGGACUCUUCGGAAGGCGACGGUGGCCCGGAGAACGCCGCCACCACAAAGCCCCCCAGGCUGCUGACGUCUUGCAGCAAGCUGGGCUACAUCAGCAGUGUGGCCGCCGGCAGGGACAGCUUUCUCACCCUGGUCGACAAAAACAUCAUGGGCUACAUCGCCAGCGUGCAUGAGCUGGCUGCUACGGAAAGACGAUUCUAUUCCAAGCUGAGCGCCGUCAAAUCCCAGGUCCUCCGACCUCUUCUCGGUUUAGAUAACUUGGGCGCCCCAGCCGCAGUCCAGCUCCUUCAAGAGGUGGCCAGCAGGUUCAGCAAGCUGUGUUACCUGAUUGGGCAGCAAGCGGCCUCCUUGAGCAUCUUCCUCCGCGGGAUCAAAGAAGUGCGGAGCCUGGCGGUCCUGAAGCAUGCAAGUCUCUUCUUGGAUAGUUACACAGAGUACUGCACGGCUCUGACCAAUUUCAUCGUCAUGGGAGGAUUCCAGCUCCUCGCCAAACCGGCCAUGGACUUCUUAAAUAAAAACCAGGAGCUGUUGCAGGAGCUGUCGGAGACGAAAGACGGGGACGUCCAGCUGUUGGAGAUGCUGAAUGCCUUAUUCUUCCUGCCAAUCCGGCGGCUUCAUAACUAUGCCCGAGCUCUGCUGAAGCUGGCUACAUGUUUUGAGGUGGCCUCUCCGGAGUACCAAGCCCUGCACGAUGCCAGUUCCUGCUACGAAACCCUCGCCCUCCACCUUGGCAGGAAAAGGAAGGAAGCCGAGGCCACACUGAGCUUCUGGAAGACAUUCCCCGGAAAGAUGACGGACUCCUUGAGGAAGCCGGAGCGCAGGCUAAUCUGCGAGAGCAGCAAUCGAGCGCUGGCCCUGCAGCAUGCCGGGAGAUUCUCCGUGAAUUGGUUCAUUCUCUUUAACGACGCCUUGGUCCACGCCCAGUUCUCCACCCAUCACAUCUUCCCCCUGUCCACUCUGUGGGUCGAACCUAUCUCAGAAGACGGCAACAGCCCGAACGGCCUGAAGGUGACGACGCCGGAGGAACAGUUCACCCUCAUUUCCUCCACCCCGCAGGAGAAGACCAAGUGGCUGCGGGCGCUGAGCCUGGCGGUGGACCAGGCCCUGAGGGGAGCGGCCGACGUCCCCCCGUACGGCAGCGGUGCCCCGCGGCCGGACCCUCCCGCCUCCCGCAGCGCCGCGUACACUUUCUACAAGGCCUCCCGCCUCAAGGAAGCCACCUACGAGGGCCGCUGGCUCUCCGGGAAGCCCCACGGCAGAGGGGUACUGAAGUGGACCGACGGGAAGAUGUACUCCGGUAUGUUUCGGAAUGGCCUGGAAGACGGAUACGGGGAAUAUAAAGUCCCGAACAAAGCCCUUAACAAAGAAGACCACUACAUCGGAUACUGGAAAGAGGGAAAAAUGUGCGGACAAGGAGUUUACAGCUACGCCACGGGCGAAGUGUACGAAGGCUACUUCCAGGACAACGUCCGCCACGGCCACGGGCUGCUGCGCAGCGGCAAGCUGACCUCCACCUCCCCCAGCAUGUUCAUCGGCCAGUGGACCAUGGACAAGAAGACCGGAUACGGCGUCUUCGACGAUAUCACCAGGGGAGAAAAGUACAUGGGCAUGUGGCAAGAUGACAUGUGUGAAGGCAACGGUGUGGUCGUCACUCAGUUCGGACUCUAUUACGAAGGCGCCUUCAGCCUCAACAAAAUGAUGGGAACUGGAAUCUUGCUCUCUGAAGAUGAUACAGUCUACGAGGGAGAGUUUUCGGACGACUGGACCCUCAAUGGAAAGGGGACGCUGACCCUGCUGAAUGGAGAUUACAUCGAAGGCCAUUUUAGCGGAGAAUGGGGAUCUGGGAUCAAAAUCACCGGCACCUACUUCAAACCCAGCCUGUACGAGAGCGAUAAGGAGCGGCCCAAAGCCGUGAAGCUGGGAAGCCUGGCCGUGGGGGCGGACGAGAAGUGGACGGCGGUGUUUGAGGAGUGCUGGCGUCAGCUGGGCUGCGAGUCUCCCGGCCAGGGGGAGAGCUGGAAGGCCUGGGAUAACAUCGCCGUGGCCCUGACCGCCAACCGGCGCCAGCACCGGGACAGCCCCGAGAUCCUAAGUCGUUCGCACACCCAGACGCUGGAGAGUUUGGAAUUCAUCCCGCAGCACGGCGGGGCCUUCACGGUGGAGAAAUACGAAGACAUCAAGAGGUAUCUAAUGAAGGCCUGCGACACCCCCCUGCACCCUCUGGGGCACCUAGUAGAGACCCUGGUGGCAGUGUACAGGAUGACUUACGUGGGCGUGGGGGCCAACCGGCGAUUACUGCAGGAGGCGGUCAGAGAGAUCCAGUCCUACCUGAAGCGCAUCUUCCAACUUGUCAGGUUCCUGUUUCCCGACCUUCCCGAGGAGGGCAGCACGAUUCCACUCUCCUCCAGCGUCCCACCGGAGCGGAAAUCCUUCUGCCCGGGCAGAGCCGAUUCCAGAUCCGAAUCCCCAGAGCCGGGCUACGUGGUGACGAGCUCCGGGCUGCUGCUUCCCGUGCUGCUGCCUCGGCUCUACCCCCCGCUCUUCACGCUGUACGCCCUGGACAACGAGCGGGAGGAAGACGCCUACUGGGAAUGCGUCCUGCGCCUCAACAAGCAGCCCGACACGGCGCUCCUCAGCUUCCUGGGAGUGCAGCGGAAGUUCUGGCCUGACAACGUGUCGCUCCUCGGAGACAGCAGAAAGGUGCAGCCGACCACGAAGGAGGCCUGUUUUGCCUCCGCGGUGGAGUGUCUGCAGCAGAUCAGCACGACCUUUACUCCGUCGGACAAGUUGAAGGUGAUCCAGCAGACCUUCGAGGAGAUCUCUCAGAGCGUCCUGGCGUGGCUCCGAGAAGACUUCCUGUGGUCCAUGGACGACCUGUUUCCCGUGUUCCUCUACGUGGUCCUCCGGGCCAGAAUCCGCAAUUUGGGCUCGGAAGUCCACCUGAUCGAGGACCUAAUGGACCCCUACCUGCAGCACGGGGAGCAGGGCAUCAUGUUCACCACCUUGAAGGCCUGUUACUACCAGAUCCAGCGAGAGAAACUGACCUAGAGCCCGGAGAGGCCAAGCGGGCGCCUGCAGCCGACGCCGACGAGGUGACCCCGGGCGGCUGAGGAGCCGGGGGGACCGCAGCCGGAGCCUCCCACCCCUGCUUCUUGGCCAGAGGGCUGGGUGGAGGGCAGGGCGGCCGGCUGGGGCCCGGCUUCCUCGGGAGAACAUCCCCUCCCACCCACCGGCCCCCUGGUUCAAGCUGGACACCCGUCCGAAGAAGGGAUUCCUCUUCCCGGAAUAUCCCGGGGCAGAGACGUGGCAGCCUCUGGGAUCACCAGGGUGGGCGCGGAUUCCACCCCUCUGUUCUGCACUGGAGGAGGGAAGUGGUGUCCCGGUGGGAAUGGUGACUUCCUGGAGUUCCUUGCUUCAGCUCCAUGACCCCCCACAACGCUUCCUUCCCUUCCUCCCUCCGCUGCCCCCUGACCGAUCUUCCUCUGGGAUCGGAUUGUCCCUUAAAGCCACGCGUGUCUUCUUGACGUCCACCGAUCGCGAGGCCCCAAGUGUCUUUUUAUUAGGGGUGGAGAGGAAUUUUAAUCUGGUGUUUUAACGUCAUCUCCAAGGCUCCCC